AUGCUCCAUAAUCAUGUUCAUUUGCACUUUCAGACACCAGCCUAUGAGGAUGGUAACGUGCUUCUGUUUGGAGCUGAAUCAAUUGCGCUCCAUUUGAGCAAUCAACUCAAAGCACAAAACUGCUCCGAAGUAAUUCAGUGGUUGCAAUAUGCCGAAGGUCAUCUUCUACCAAGUGUGCUAGGUUUUGUCUUACCAAGUGUAUCAGCCGCACAUGUGGAUCAUAAAGUGUUAGAAGGUGCCAAGAAUGAACUGUUGGCACAAUUGAAAGGUCUCGAUUCAGUACUUCUCACACGAACAUACCUGAUUGGUGAACGUAUUUCAAUUGCUGACAUAUCGUUAGCGCUUGACUUGCUACCAGCCUAUCAGUACGUGUUGGAUAGUGGAAUGCGUGCCCCAUUGACGAACGUGAAUCGUUGGAUGAAAACGAUCUUAAAUCAACCAUUCGUGAAGGAUGUUCUCGGAGAGGUGGAAUUCGCCACACAAACCGCUAAAUUUGACAAUGCAAAAUUCAAGGAACUCUCAGCAAAACUACAGAAGGAGCGUCCACACUCAGUGCACAAAGAUGCCGGAAAGAAGGGGAAAGGAGAGAAGAAAGAGCAGCCAAAACCUCAGCAACAAGCCAAGAAGCCAGCUGCCGAAGAAAUGGAUGCAACCGAGGAGGCGAUAGCAACUGAGCCGAAAGGAGCUGAUCCAUUUGCGGGUAUGCCAAAAGGGAAGUUUGUAAUGGAUGCAUUCAAGCGAGUCUAUUCGAAUGAAGACACAGCGACGAAAGCCAUCCCGUAUUUCUGGGAGAACUUCGAUCCUGAGCAUUAUUCGAUUUGGUAUGCCGAAUAUAAGUUCCCUAAGGAGUUGACGCUCGCCUUUAUGAGUUGCAAUCUGAUUGGAGGAAUGUUCCAAAGAUUGGAGAAAUUGAAGAAACAUGCCUUCGGAUCUGUAUGUCUAUUCGGAACAGACAACAACUCGUCAAUUUCCGGCAUAUGGGUUUGGCCCGGUCAACAACUUGCGUUCCCACUCUCACCUGAUUGGCAGAUUGAUUAUGAGAGUUAUGAUUGGAAGAAGUUGGACCCUUCAGAUGAAGCCACAAGGAAGUUGGUUAAUGAAUAUUUGAUGUGGGAAGGUGAAUUCGAUGGCAAGAAAUUCAAUCAAGGAAAAAUAUUCAAAUAAAUAUCGAUUGAAGAAAGUUCUUUGAAUGAUUUUUAAGGUUGAUUAAUUGGUUUCACUGUCUCGUUUGAGUUGAUUGCUUAUAUUUAUUCAAUUGGUUGGUUGUUACUUUGUUGUUGGAUUCUAAUAAAGUUUUU
Anisakis simplex (herring worm) is the source of this 1298-nucleotide messenger RNA. The record is from the annotation of a GenBank genome assembly. Lineage: Eukaryota; Metazoa; Nematoda; Chromadorea; Rhabditida; Anisakidae.